AUGGCGUCUUGCAGACAGCUUUUUCGAACUUUUUCAGUUCUUAAAUUUCGUGCUAAUUCAAAAAUCAGUAACUGUCGGUUACUUUUAAAGAAUAGUUUAUAUAAAGUGGCACCGGAUAAAUACACCAGCGUCAAUAAGAGCUGGCUACUAGCGACUUGCUUUCCAAUAGCAUGGUCUCGAGUUGGACUGAUGAAAUUUGUGUUCGGGUCAGGAAUGUCCAUAUCAACAGUCUCAUUUCUAUCGGUUGCAUUUUGCUCUGACAGCGCUGAAGGUUUCUUCCAGGCUGUAAAACAAGGAAAUGUAAAUGAGAUUGAAAGGUUUCUAAAGAGUGGUGUUGAUGUGAAUCAGAAGCAUGAGCUUGGUUGGACAGCUCUUCAUGUAGCAUCAAUAAGUGGAAACCUCAGAGUUGUACAGUUAUUAUUGAAGGCAGGUGCAGACCCUUGUGCUCGUGAUGAAUAUACAAACCACAUCAUGAUAGCCAGAGAGAGACGCUUCAAUGCAAUGCAUGUGCUGACAAUUAGGGAGCAGGAGUUCAGUGAUCGACUCCACCCAAGGGCCUACUUCAAGGACUGUACACCCCUCCACUAUGCUGUUCUCAUAGAUGAUGUUGACAUUGUCAAGGAACUCUUACAAGCAGGUGCUGAUCCCACAUUGGAAAAUGCAAAUGGCCAUAAUCCUGUUGAAUAUGCCAAGAGCAGUAUGAUGAAAAAAGUGAUCAAGGAGGCUACAGAAAAGUAUAAAGUGAUACAGGAGCAGAAAGCAGCAGAAGAGAGGAGACAAUUUCCUUUGGAGCAGCGACUGAGGGAACAUAUUAUUGGACAGGAUGGUGCAAUCAAUACUGUGGCAGCAGCGAUCAGAAGAAAGGAGAAUGGCUGGUAUGAUGAGGAUCAUCCCUUAGUGUUUCUGUUCAUGGGAUCAUCAGGAAUAGGUAAAACAGAGUUAGCCAAACAAUGUGCUAGAUAUCUACAUAAGGAUGUGAAAAAGGGUUUUAUAAGGAUAGACAUGUCAGAAUACCAGGAGAAACAUGAGGUUGCUAAAUUUAUAGGCUCCCCUCCUGGAUAUGUAGGACAUGAAGAAGGUGGACAGCUCACAAAGAAACUAACAGAAUGUCCAACAGCUGUUGUAUUGUUUGAUGAAGUUGACAAGGCACACCCUGAUGUACUUACCAUUAUGCUUCAGUUGUUUGAUGAGGGUCGUCUCACAGAUGGCAAGGGACAGACAAUUGAUUGUAAGGAUGCUAUCUUCAUAAUGACAUCCAACCUUGCCAGCGAAGAAAUAGCAAAUCAUGCCCUACACCUCAGACAGGAAGCAGCUGAUUUGUCAAAGCACAAACAUGUAGGAAAACUGGAGGAUCUAGAGGCCACCGAGAGGAUCACCAUAUCUAGACGUUUUAAAGACCUUGUUGUACGUCCGAUUCUUAAGAGAGCAUUCAGAAGAGAUGAAUUUUUAGGAAGAAUAAAUGAAGUGGUGUACUUCUUACCAUUUUCACGAUCUGAGCUCAGUAAACUGGUGAACAAGGAACUUGAGUUUUGGUCAGAACAAGCCUCGAAAAAGCAUAACAUUAAACUGAUCUGGGACCACAAUGUGGUGGACGUUCUGGCUGAUGGCUAUGAUGUCCACUACGGGGCCAGGUCAAUUAAGUAUGAGGUGGAGAGAAGAGUGGUAUCACAGCUAGCUAUGGCUCAUGAGAGGCAGAUGAUAGAAAAAGGGUGUGUCAUCAAGAUUUCAACUGUCAAUGCACCAGACAUGACAAAAUCUGGAAGCACAGUGUCGUCACCUGAUGGCAGCAAGGAAGUGGCCACUAUAAAACUACAGCUUCUGAAGAAGGGCAGGAAAAAUGAAUAUGUUGAUAUAGAUUUACAGGACAGCAAUAAUCCUUUUACAACAACAUUUAAAUAGAAAGAUUAACUAAUUUAUUUAUAAAAAGGAUCAGUUACUGAUGAACCAACCUCACAUUCAGUUCAAAUCAAACUUUAUGGAUAUGUGUUGAUAUGAAAAAGUGAGCUGGUCUUCUGCUACUAAAUACUGUACUGCUGCCUGAAAAUGCUCUCAUUCAGUUCAAAUGUCAUUAUUCAGUUCUCUUUAAAAGACUGUGUCUAAAAAGGGUUCAUGGGUAAGGCUGUACAGUGAUCUCUUCAGGAUUUCAGGAUUGUGCUGUGACUAGCUUUUACAUUCCUUCUGGAGAAAACAGUAGCAUAAAGUGUACCAUUAGAAAGAUAUAAUGCAUGUCUGAGAAGUUAAACCUUCAAAUACAUAAAUGCAAAUUACAA
This is a messenger RNA of Ylistrum balloti, 2270 nucleotides long. RefSeq names its product mitochondrial disaggregase-like. Lineage: Eukaryota; Metazoa; Mollusca; Bivalvia; Pectinida; Pectinidae. The transcript has 15 exons. The record is from RefSeq and is a predicted model, not a curated record. Gene Ontology annotation, cellular component: mitochondrion; cytoplasm. Gene Ontology annotation, biological process: cellular response to heat. Gene Ontology annotation, molecular function: protein binding; ATP binding; ATP hydrolysis activity. The coding region runs from base 1 to 1899 and encodes 632 amino acids.